AUGCCAAGACAGACUUCGGAUGACCAGCUCAUAUGUCAGCCUUUGAUUGGCUUAGAGUCCAUUGUGGUCCGCAGCUACGGCGUCUUGGCGGCUGAUAGUAUUACUGGUAUUACCAAUAUUACCAAUAUUACCAAUAUUACCAACAAUCCCCCAAAGCCGGUCUAUAUGCUGAAACGCUCUUUACAAGGGCCAUAA
Molecule: messenger RNA, 195 nt
Organism: Penicillium angulare
Lineage: Eukaryota; Fungi; Ascomycota; Eurotiomycetes; Eurotiales; Aspergillaceae
Exons: 1
Coding region: 1-195 (64 amino acids)
Source: RefSeq, a predicted model, not a curated record